Dovyalis caffra is the source of this 2544-nucleotide messenger RNA. NCBI's taxonomy places the organism in Eukaryota, Viridiplantae, Streptophyta, Magnoliopsida, Malpighiales, Salicaceae. The record is from the annotation of a GenBank genome assembly.
AUGAGAGAGAGAGGACACAGCGAUCUCAGGAGACUUCUGUCUCCACCACGUCAGACGUCACGUUGUGGAAGAUUAGACUGUGAGCUUGAAGAAAACCGCCGGUUUUCUCACGUUUAUCAGUCUCGAAGUCCGGCGAGGAAGGAGAACUGUCGGCAUGGAGAUGUCAGAACUUGGUCUCCACCUCGAACACGGGAAGAAGUUGAAGGAAACAGGCCUUUUUCACGUUCUUAUCGGUCUCCGAGUCCGGUUUGGUCGGAACGACACCGGUCCAGACUGAUUGGGAGAGAAUGCCAACAGCAUGGCGAUGUCAGGGUAAGAACCCUACCUCGAAACCGGGAAGAAAUCGAAGGAAACUGGCGGUUUUCUCGUUCUCAUCGGUCUCGAAGUCCGUUUAGGGCCGAACCUCACCGGUCUAGACAGGCUGGGAGCGAACACCAAGAGGAUGGUAAUGUCAGGACACGGUCUCCAUCUCGGAACCGUGAAGGAAGAGUAACAGACCGGCGGUUUUCUAUUUUAAACCAGCCAGCUGAACCGGACCGAUUGGGUGAUAGGCCGUUUAAUGAAGAGAGAGGAGGGCAUUUGGAGAAAUUGUCACAGUUUUGUGAGACUUUGUCGAAGAAAGAAUCGACCUUUAGCAAGUUUCAAUGGGACAAUUUACUAGCACAAGACAACAAACCCAAAAAUGCAAGUGAAAGAUCCGGUCAUUUUGAUGAUUCUUGCAAAAUCAGUGGGGUUGUUUCUGAUUCUGGCGUGGUCCCCACAUCCUUGCCAACGGAGAAUGUGGGGCCAAGAACUCAUUUUGGGUACUGUUUGGAUGCCACAACAAGGGGUGGCAAUCAUGGGCUUAUUGAUGGUGGCAUUGGUAAUGUGUCUCCUUUUGGCAAACCUGUUAGUGAGAGGUUUGAAAGGAAAAGGAGUAGUCUUAUUGACCCAACUGUGGACAUGGUUGAAAUGAAUGAUGCUUCUGUAGCAGGGUACCAUGAUGUCGAAAGGGUCAGGGUGCCACAUUCAAUGAGGCGAGAGGAGAAAGAUAUGAGAGAUUGUAGGAUUGAUCGGGGAGGCUAUGGGGUUUUAUUUAGGGAGAGGGAAAAUAUGGGUUCACUGCCCAUGGAAUCCUCAUGUCGGAACAUGAAAAAUGCCAGAGGAAAGACCAGCAUUGUUGACAUGAUUGAUGGAAAUGGUGCUGUUCUUGGAGAUCACACGAGGGAGAGCAGAAUGUUGGACAAUCAUGACUGUUUUGGAGAAAGCUACCAUUAUGCUGAAGGGGUUAGCGUCUCGCAUUCAAUGGAACAAGAUGGGAGAGAUAAGAAGAAAGACUGCAGAAGUGAUCCUGUGGAGUACGAAUUUAUUCAAGAUAAGGAUGUGUCUCAUUUGAGGAAAACUUUUUUUAGUGAGGGAACGAAUGUUGGUUCACUGCCCACGGAAUCCCCAUGUGAAAACGCCAGGGUUUUAAGGACAAGGACUUGCAUUGUUGACCCAAUUGCAGACAUGAUUGGUGGAAACGAUGGUGCUCUUAGAGAGAGAACGAGAACAAUCAGGAUGCCGGACAAUCAUGGUUGUUUGCAAGAAAGAUAUGUUGAUGUUAGCCACGUGUCGUCAUGGUCAUUCGAGCAAGACGAUAAAGAUGAGGAAGCUUUGGUUUCCAGGAAUGACAAUAUGUACUCUGAGAUGGAAGAGGGUUUGGAUCCUAAGAACUUGAAGUCAACAGAGGACUGUGGUUUUGAAAGAGGAGAUGGAUAUAGGAGGUUGACUGUGUCAUACGAUGGACUGUAUGUGAGCGAGAAUAGUCCGCAAAGGGUGGUCAUGGGAGAGGAGACUGGUAUUGGUGUCCAAUCAGAAAUUAUGCGCGAAGGACAACUUAUUUUUGACAUGGAAGCGAGCAUUCAUGACCAAAGAAGUGUGUUAUCUUCUAAUUGGAAUGACUUUGAGCAGAUGCAUGAUGUGAGCUAUGAAGAUGGAGAGUGGAUUAAUCCAGAUAAUGAGCAAUAUUCAUUAUCGGAGAACUCAGGAUUGAGGCAUUUACGAAGUGGGAUGGACGAAUGGAUGAUUGAUGGCACGGCAAGCCAUGAACAUGCCUAUUCCUUCAAUCCACUACCAUCUACAGAUUUAUUACCAUCCGAUAAUAGGCAUCCAAGCAAGUCUGUUGAGCCUCCUAAAAGCAAUGUAAAGCAGCGUUUGGGGCCUCUACGAAAUGUCAAGCAGCGUUUGGGGCCUGCUCCAAAUGCAUGUAAGAGCUUGGGGGCUGCACAAAGAGCUCAGAGGAAACUUCCUUGGCUUAAAAUAUAUGAAGAACGAUGCCUGGAUAAUUAUGAUGGAACUCUUCAUAUUCAAGGACUGAAAUCCUCAGAGAGGUUGAAGAAACAUGCAAAGACUGAGGCACCUAAGGACUCUGAUGAGUUCAUGCAACUGGUUCACAGGGCUUUCUUAAAGUUUUCCAAACUUUUGAACGAGAAUUCAGCGAACAGAAGGAAAUACCUGGAGAAAGGAGGAAAUGAUAAUCUGAAGUGCUGCGUAUGUGGCAGGUUUGUUGUCUACAUCUUUUAA